UUGAAAUAUUCAUACAUAAAAAUGCUUUUGAAAACGAUUAUUUUUAAUGACUAUUAAAUGCUUCUCCCCCAGGUCACGUGAUCAGAUUAAAAGAGGCUGCACAGCUCAUUAUCAUUUGACAGUCAGUCAGCAAGCCUAUUGUGUUGUCUACUCGAUUUUCACACUUAAUUCAGUGCAAUCGUGUUGAAUCCCUGUGCAGUAAUAAUCUGUAAGACAUAAGUGUUGUAAUGCCAUAGACAAUAGACAUGUGUUGCAUGCCGCUCUUAAAUAAAUUGCAUGUUAAAUGUCCGCCUUUGUUUAAGAAUGACACAAUUUCCCAGCAUCCGCAACCUAGUCGUACAAUAUGUCGUGUGUAUGUGAACAAAAGUGUACACUGUUGCAUAAAGAAAUCAUCUGCCUGCUGCAUAGACAUAAGGUGCCAUUUCAUCGCCGACGGAUAAGAAGCAUCAGAAAGCAUAUGAGGAACCAUAUGUGUACAAGUACAUGUAGCAAAUCUCAUUCAAAUUAAUGAUCACAUCAAGAUACAUUGAAGCACACAAAUCGAUGUCAUGUUCCGUCAACGUUUCCCCGAUUUUCCUGUUUUUCUCGUAGUCAGCCAUGUGAUAAACUAUGUCCCAUUAUCCUGGCUAUCCACCACCAUUUAACGCUGCAUGGACAACACACACAUCCACUAGAAGCUCAUUCCCGCUGGGUGGUCUUCACGUUCCCGCUCUUGGAUCAGUCACUGGACCUGCAGGUGCGUCAAGCUUCUCCGAGCCCGCUUAUUUGCCAUCCCUCUUCAGGUCGCCCUUGAUUGACCCACUCUCGCCUCUUUCCAUUGGUCAACAUUUUCAUCGACCCCUGCCGGCAUCAUCAAGAUAUCUGUCACCAGUUUCAGACUUGCACUUACCACCGCUCGGCUUGGAACCGCUGUAUGGGUUUGGGCCCCAAGAGCCAAGAAAUCUACUUCUAAGCCCGAAUUUUGUGUUUUCGCAGAAUCCUUCCCCUCUGACAUUUGAUCAGAUUUACCGAUCAGGAACAAGUUCAGUUUCGCCGGUGUCGCAAUAUAGAAGCAGUUUCGAUGAUCGGUCAAUAGGAACUUGUUUGAAUGUCCCAGGAAGGUUUAGUGAGCCCUUAAGACAGGAUCAGGUUUCAAGUUCCAAGUUUGUUAAGCCUGAUUAUCCUUUUGUUAUAGGCGCAAAAAGUUCAACAUCAGGUGAAUGUGAAAAUAAACAAGAGGCAAAAAUUUGGAAUCCAUUUGGAGAUGAUAAAAGAAGUGAAACUGAAAAACAAGAUAAAGUCACAUCUAAAGCAUGUUCUGCAUUCUCAAUUGAUGCAUUGACUGCAAAAAGUCACUCUGAAGAAAAAGAGCCCAAAUCUGAAACUGUUGACGCCAAUGGUAAUGUAACAAAAUGUGCUUCAGAGAAUAUUAAACUCUUGCCUGAAAGGCCAAAAGCGCAUUAUCCGAUAAGACCAGUUCCAGUUUUUAGCUCAGGAAUUUCAAGAUUGGUUAAUGUGAAUUCAAACAUUUCAUAUUCUUUAAACCAGUGUUCAGCCAUAAGUGGAUCACUAGGAAACUCAAGUGUUCAUAUUGACUUGACGGAAGCUGAUGAUUGUGUAUCUGAAUCAGUUGAUCAAUCUCAGCAGAUAAAAACUAAAGUUGAACAUACUGCAGGUGAAAAGAAUGAAUUGAGAAAUGACUCCAAUGGUGCUUUAGUUAACAUAACGAAAUCCAUUGAAUGUUCUAAGGGUUGUGCAAUAGAGGAAAAUAAAACAGACAAUAGGGAAAAAAAGGCGAAAAGUUCUGAAUCUGAUCAGACCAAUGACUCAAAAGAUAGUACUGCAAGUGAAAAUGUCCAAUUAGCGGAAAAUUCUGGUAAUAAGGCAUUCAAAAAACAUAUAGUUAAAGAUCUGCAUGUAAGUCUUCCAGUUUUGAGAAUUGAAAUACCCCAAACUUCGAAAGCUGACAAUUUCGGUGGUUUAAAAUCCCCGGAGCUUUGCUCACCAAAAUCUUGCGAAUUCAAAGUUACCUCCCCUACUAAGGGAAGUACGAGUAGAAAAGAUGAGUUACUGAUACUAAGUCAGCAAGUAAAUGAAGUGAGAAAACGUCGAAGGAGCAAGGAAUUACUAUCCCCCUCAUUGGUUUCACCAAACAGAAAGGGGAGUAACUCUGUCUCAGCAUCCUCAGAUACCAAAGUUCUCUCCCCUACCUUACUUUCUCCAAAGAAGGUAAAGAAGGGUAACUCUGUCAGUGCUAAAUCUAGUGAAUGUUUGUUGUCUCCCUUAAGUGAGAAUUGCAAAAAGUCAAAACCAAAGUGUUCAAAGGUUGUUGCACGGCGGUGGUCUUUACCGGAUUUUGUGAGUAGGCGAGCGCAAAAUAAGCGAUCCAGAAUGUCUUCUACUGAAGGUGCCAUAAGUAUGCUGAAAAGCACAGAGGACUCGAUGAGUGCAUCGAUAUCGAGCUCUCAUCUCACUGACUCUGACUCCGAUACUCAAAUGUCAAAUGACAACACGAACAAAACUUAUCCGGAAUCUCAGCCCCCAUUGAAUACUCAGACUGGUUUUCAGGAAAAUAGUGGACCGCAUGUACCAGUCGGUAGCCAAGGUUACCUCCCAUCUUACGGAGUUGAAGGAAUGAACAAUGACAAUCAUUACUACAAAAUGAAUCCCCCUCAGUUGUGCCAAAGUGAACCAGAUAAUCAAAAGCCAUACCCUUGUGUUCAAGGUCAACGCUUCAACGAGAAGCCAGAAAUCUUGCCACCCUACAAUUGUUAUGCUGCAAACCAAAGUCCUGGUAGCGUAUUACCCAGAGAGCCUAGCUUCCAUUCUCAAGAAGAGAACUCAAACUUCACGAGUAAUCUUCCGGGUGUCGAUUCGUCAAUGGAUUAUGAUGAAAAUUCUGUCAUGUCAGAUCCAGGACCAAUGCAUCCGCCAUCGAGAUGCGACUCUCAGUCAAGUGUGAGUAACGCGAGCCAGGAACCAGUCUUGUGUAAAGAUGGAAAUAACCAAGUUGCCCCCACGCAACCCUCUCAGGAGUUUAGUGUCCCUGAUGAGGGACAAUGGGAUUUUCUACACUCAAAGCAGUAUAUCGAAAACAUAUACAGUGGUCAUGGUUGUGAGGCUGUUAAAAGCGAAAGCGAUGAAAUUCGGGAGACUGAUUCGCCCAAGGUUUUCAUUGAUCUUGAUAAAACUACCAAAGAGAAAAAAGCUCAGGAAGGGACGAAAGGGAAUUCUAAAGAAGGGUAUGGUUCAAAGAAUUACGGGAAACAGUUUAGUAGGCAGGUUUAUUCUGCAGGGGGUCAAAGAACUGGUCUUUAUGGGAACCAAUCCUUUGAUAAUUAUAAUCACAUGGCUGGAAACCGGUGGGGAAAUUUCAAUAGGGGUGAUCCUCAAAUGGGGAGCCAGCCAAAUCAUCCAAGCGGCGAGAAUUUUAGCGGGCAGCAAUUUGACCAAGCACACCAAUACAGAAACAACUUCCAACAGCAGAAUUACCAAAAUAUGAGCCAGAGCCAAAAUGGUGGGGACAAGCCACAAUUAAACCCGUCGAAUUACCAUGGCAACGAGUAUAAUCAAAACGAGUCCUUCUACAAUCAAAACCCACCAGGGAAAAACUUUCAAGGUAACCAUGGAAACUAUGGUAACGGAAGGUACGAAAAUGGCUAUUACCAAAAUAGGGGAGGUAAUGAGUUUAAUUCUCAGAAUAACAUGUACCCGCCAACGUCAAAUGAGCAGCCGAGUUCGAGAUAUCCUAGUCAGGGUUUUAGUGGGCCACAGGGUAAUUACAGUCAGCAUUAUAAUCAGCAAUCCUCACACUGUCCGCCAGAGAACAUGGGUCAGUAUCACCCAGAAAUGUCAAACUUUAGCAUACCUAGAAAUGCUAGUCCAGCAAGCACUGGGUCAGAGUUCAAUAUGGAAGCCCCAGGUGUGGUUCCAAAGAAAAAAAGAGGACGAAAACGUAAAAUUGAUAAAGAACCGCCAGAUGAAAACAAGCCUCGACCAAACACGAUUGUUAUGGCACCUACCAAACUUGGCCCAAUGGUUGAUGUCGAUAAUCCAGAAUGCACCAUUGACACGUAUGACUAUAAUAAUCAGAUCGAGACAAUUUUUAAUUUCUCAAUUGAGGACGAUUUGUCUCCGAUCGGCGCUCAAUUUUUACAGAUUGAGCAAAGGCUAUGCCAGAAAAUGCUGCCAAUCAAGUAUGGCUACCCAGUGACGGUUAUUUACAGUCCCCUGACUUAUGCAUUUCAAACUCAUCGGGACUUUGUGGCCAAAUACUGUACCUCGGAGCGGACGCUUCUCUUCCUCGGAAUGAACCCUGGACCAUAUGGGAUGUCGCAAAAUGGGGUGCCAUUCGGAGAGGCAUGUGUGACGCGGGAUUGGCUGAAAAUCACAGGUGAUAUCUACAAACCAGAGAUUGAACAUCCCAAAAAGCCGGUCACUGGUCUUGCCUGCACCAGGAAUGAGGUUAGCGGUGCCAGGUUUUGGGGCUUGUUUCAAAAAGUUUGCAAAGUUGCGGAGAACUUCUUCAAAAACUCUUACGUGUACAACUUUUGUCCACUGGCCUACAUGUCAGAGUCCGGUAAAAAUGUCACACCCCCUCAGCUAGUGCAUUCGGAGCUUGACCAGAUAAACGAAACGUGCGAUGUUGCGUUAGUCGAACUCGUUAAACUGAUGAACAUUCGUGUAAUCGUUGCCGUGGGCAAGUUCGUCCAGCAACGAGCCUCAAAGGCGCUCCACAACGCCGGAAUCAUGAACGUGAAAGUGGAAUGUAUACUCCACCCAAGUCCCAUAAAUCCGCACGCAAAUAAGGGCUGGGAGCAGAUCGUGGCUAAGCAACUGAUUGAAAUGAAUGUGAUGCAUUAUCUAAAUCCAGAUAUGGAGGACGUCCAAAGAUGUAUAGAAGAAUGGGAGAGAAUAGCCCAGAGUAACAUUAAGAUACCGCCUAUCGAAAAGGCUGAUUAUUGAAAAUACUGCCUAUUGAAAAGGCUGAUUAUUGAAAAUUCUGCCUAUUGAAAAGGCCGAUUAUUGAAGGCGUCUUUUUGAAAAUACAGCCUAUCAGAUGGAUGAUAAAAAAUGCCGCACAUAAAGAAGGCCUAUUGUUGGAAAACUGAUCAUUGAAAAAUCGAUUAUCAAAAAGAUCAAUUAUUGAGUGUCAGUUGUGAAACUUUGCUGAUGGAGCAGCGCAUAACCAUUACAUAGGAAUGAACUAGUUACUUAUUUCUUGGAAAUUCAGUGUGUGUAAUUGUUUAAGAGAUAUUAAUGAGAUUGGUUUAGUGCAUAAGAAAGAAAAAGGUGGACAGUUUAACUGCAAUUUAUGUUUUAGUAUUUCUAGGGCCGAUUGUUCAGAACUUUGUUAAAGUUAACAACGUGAUUAACGGCGUUGUUGUUAACUUUUAAACGUGAAAUAUUUGAUGAUGAGCUCAUAUAUUUUUUUAAUAUAAAAAAACAGCUUUAAUACUCAACUGUCCCAAAUCUUGUUAGAAAUACAGCAGAUCACAAGUAUAUCCAUUCAAGAGCAAUGAAAAUACGAAAGUUAACAAAAGUAACGUUAAUAACGCUGUUAACUAUGAACAAAAUUCUGAACACUCAGUCCCUCAAGUUAUAUUUGGGUGGAUAUUGCCAGGUUGUGUACCUUUGCUCUUGUACAUGUAAUUGAAUAGAAAGAAACUACAUGUACGAUAUCUGUACCUGUAUUAAGGUUGCGUUUACAAAGAAUCUUGAUAUUACAGUGUACAUAACACAUUGUUCAAAUACACUUGUUAAUACAUUUACCUUGUAAAAUUUUAAUUAUUUUUGUAGUACCGUGUACUUUGGCAUUACGUAUUUUGUACAAUAUUAGUUCUUAUUUACCGGUUUCUUUUGGGUAUUAUGUCUCAAAACCAUUUGUGAAUUUCACCGAGGAAUGUAAUCGCGUUACAUGAUGUCAUUGUUUUUCUACGCAAUCUUGAACUAUUUUAAAUGAUGAUAGGGUUUUAGUUAAAAAGUAAUGGAAGGGUGCUGCACCCUGUCCUUUGUUGGUUGCUCCCUUUUACCCUCAUGGAGACCAGUUUGUGAACCCGUCUGCUUACAUAGAAUUUAAAGAAGCUUCAAAUAUUUCAAGUUGUUUCUUUUUGUUGAUUAAAACUUAUAAAAUGAUUAUAAAUAUUUACAAACUUACUAUAUCUUGCAGUUUAAACCUUAUACUACUUCAAUUAAACAUAUUUCUAACAUUUUCUGUAAAAUUCAUCAAAUUAAAGCUCUUCACAGCUUGAUUACGGAUUAAUUGUGACCUUUUCACCCUUCGGAUCAAGUACAUGUUCCGCAGCACUCUGGCCUUUCAAAAACUAAGGCCCCAUUCCAAUAAAGUGUAUUAUUCGAAAACCUCAGGAUGCUAAGGAGUGCGCAGGGGAUACCCGUGAAGUUAUGGGCAGAAUUUAAUAAAAAUGUGGUAAAUGACCUUACGAUAUUUUUCUUGAAACUUAUUUUACGCCAAAAACGAGGUCACGCCUGAAAACUUAGUAUCUUGAUUGAAACAGGGCUCUGACUAAAACCUUAUCAUCAUAAAAGUUGAAGUAUUUAUCUAAAUUUGUUAGAUAUUAGGCCGAUUGUCUGGAACUUUGUUAAAGUUAACAGUGUUGUUGGGGCCAUUGUUAAUUAAAGUGGAAACAGUUGUCUCAAAUUUUGCAAGAAAUACAUUAGAUCUCAAGUGUAUCCAUUAAUGAUUAAACUUCCAGUGCAGUAACGAUAUGAGAGUUAACAAUGAUGACGUUAAAAACGUUGUUAACUUUAACAAAGUUCUGAACUAUCGGCCGAUAUUCAUUCUUAUGCCAUUUGAUUAAUACUAGCUCAUGUUUGAAUGUCCAGUAUUACUACAGAUACUUGUAUAAAGUGGUGACCAAAUAUUUCAGCAUUAUUUCAAAACUUGUGUCGUGUAGAUUUGUAAAGAUGAUGACUUUUAUGUUCAAAAUAUUUUUACAUUUAAAUGUUAUAAACUGUUCUUACAUACCUAUCUCAGAUUCGUUAUAAUAACGAGCGAUUCAUUUAUCACAUUUUCAAUUAAAUGUUAUAUAUACAUCGUGCAUCGUUUUAUACUGCAUGUUUCUAGCAAUACUUUUAGCAUUUGUUGGCCUAUUUGUGACAUAGGAGACAUUUUUAUUAAUCUUAUGAAAUCUGUCAUUCAAAUGGUGGUAUGUUAGAAAUUUUGAAAUUAUUUUGAGAUCAGAUCUUCAUGAAACUUAGUCGGAAUAUUUGUCAGGAUGAUAUUAAUUAUGAGUGUUAGUAUGAGUCAUCUCUGUAAAAAAACUAGGUCACUAGGUCAAAUGUUAAGAAAAACAAUUGAAUAUGUCUUAUUCCUUCCAUAAAUUCAACAUUGUUGAUCCAAUCAUCUAAAAACAAAGUCAUAUUUCUCAGCAUGCUACUUAGGACCAUUGUGAAUAUGGGUCAUCUUGGGUUAAAAAAAUGGGUCAAUUUUCCCAACUGAAGGGCGGAUUUCACAAGAAUUAUUCUCUGUAAAUGAAAAUGCAUACAUUGGUGCAAAUUUAGGUUGUGAAGUAUGCAUAUAUGUACCCCUGUUUGUAAACCUGUAUUGUAAAAUAUUUCAUCCCUCAAAAAAAACAUUCUAGCCUUAGUUGGCAUCUAUGCCAUGAAGCUUCUGUAUUAACCUAGCACGUAGGCAGGUAGCCAGAUAAGACUUCCCAGUCAAUAGCCAAAUUACUGAUAAGCAGUCCUUAUUUGUUGAGGCCCUUCUAAAGGUGACUUCAAUCAGGUCAAAUUUGCAUUUUGUAAGCUAGUGAGAAUUUGCUCUUUCAGAAAAUGAUUGAUGUUUGUUGAGAAACUGCUAGCAGUGUAUGCCAAACACAUCAGACAACAGGACAUUGUUGAUAGGUUUACAGAUUGUCCUGCAGAAAUGAAAAUUCGCCAGACAUUUUAUCUGGCAUAAAAACACCAAAAUACUUGUUUCCUGCGAAACAAUAAUUACAUUGGAAAGUCACUGUGACUUCUCUUAACUAAUAUUUCAUGCAAUUUGCACUGAGAUUUCAUGCACACUCAACAGACUCAAUUAAUUAAUGAAGGCAUCAAAUAAAAAAAAAAUGACCAAUGACCAUACCUCCAUUUUAUCAGAAACAAGUCCUGCAUAAGCCACAUGGAUAUCAGACAAAAUGUCCUGUAAUCUCAAAGAGAUAUAUGCUGACCAGUGUAAACUAAAAACCAUUUGAUCUGACUUACAAUUUAUCAUGCAUUCAUUGUUCAGUCGGCCGCAAUAGCUUUAAAUUUUUAGUUCAACUUUUAAUUUGUUUUGAACCAAUAAUUAUUAUAAGAGACUCUCAUUUGUGAAUGUUUUUUCUAAGAGUCCAUCCAAAAAUAAAACCCUCUGUGUUUGAAAUUGAAAAUUCAAUUGUCAACAUUUCUUUUCUUUGCUACAUACAUAUCAAGAAUAGAAUUUCAAUUAACCAAGCAGAAAAUGAUGUGUAACUUAGCAACUGUUUUAUUUAAUAAAAUUGACAUGAUAAAUCUUAAUUUAACAUGGCAUAGAUAUCAAGCAAGGUUAGUGCAUGUGGUUAAAAUGGCAUUUAUUUUCUUGUUUUUUGUGUAAUCUACAGUAUUUUCUGUCUUCGACAAUAGUUUAUGUAUAGUGCUGUUACUUUUAAAUCCAUGACAUUUUUUUCCUUGUUGUUUUUUUCCCCGAUUUUUCAUCAAAUGCUUUUGGUGUUGUUUUUAUUGAAUGAAAUCAUGUUUAAAUGGAAUUUAAUUUGUUCAAUGCAUAAUGAAUUAUUGUUAAAAUACUUCAUGUAUAAUCAUGUGGUUUGUAUGUGCUAGUUUUAAGCUGCACUCUCACAGCUUUGACAACUUUUUCAUUUUUGUCUCGAAAUGAGCCAAUUUUUGGGUAAAUAUCUGCAAACCAGUAAUAUAAGACUGCUGACAAAAGAUCAGAUAGCAAAUUUUCAUGUUUCCGCUCAAAAAUUAAUGUUUUAUUUCUAAAAGCGUUACUAACGGUUUAAGAAAAAUGCAUAAAACAUCAAUUUUUGAACUUAAAUAUGAAAAUCUGCGAUCUGAUUUUUUGUCAGCAGUCUUAUAUCACUGGUUUCCAUGCAUUUUUGCAUAAAUUGGCUCGUUCCAAGACAAAAAAUAAAAAAGUUGUCAAAACGUUCAAUCUGCGAGAGUGCAGCUUUAAUGGAUAAAUAGUAAGCCUUUGUUCAGAAGCACUCAUGAAUAGCAGAAAUCCGUUUUGGCCUACUAUAAAGAUAUAUUUAGAUUGUCUGUUUUUUUAGAAGAAUAUAAUUCGAGGGGUUGUCAUAGAAAUGGUGUCGUCUUUGGUGUUGCCAUUCCAAAGUUUUCCAUUAUAUUCAAAACCUGUUAAAAAAUAUUGAAAUAAAUACACAUGAUUUAAUUGACAAUGGGACCAUUUUAUGGGCAUUUAGGGUAUGGACAUAUAUCAAAAGAUCUGGAUAUUUUGUUCAAUACUUGGCAAAAUGAAAUGUCAGAAAUUGAAAUAAGUUUUUUACUUAAUUUAAAUAAAAAUAAUAUAACAUUUGGAGCAAAACUUAUUAAAAUAUUAUUCAUUAACACCAAAAUAACUGAUUUGAAAAUUAAUCUUCCAAAAAGCUUGUGAAUAAGAUCAGCCUCUAUAUGCAAAAAUGACUAUGUCAAGCAAUGCCCAUCAUUUAAACUUUAAUAAUUGUUUAAUUAUGCCCCAUGAUCUAUUUAGAAAAAAACAAGUGAGCGUUAAAAUCCUCUUGCUGUUCUAGUUGUUAAUCGAUUAUAUGAGAAUAUGGACACUUCACAAAAUUUGCUAUAUUUUUGACAGUGUCUAAGUAGUUGCUAAUAUGCUGUACGUCUUGCCAAAACCAGUUUUUCUUCCAUGAAAUGGAUGGAAUAGUAGUGAUUGAUUAUGUUAGAUUCACAUGUCAAAAUUAUGUUUUUUUGUUAAAGACGAAUUUACUUAAAAUACAUUUGAUAAUGUUUUGUUGACAAUGUUGGCAAGAUUUGAAAAUAAGAUGUAUAACUGAUAAGUUUUUAUAUUGUUAAUGUAGUUUUAGCGUAGAAGACUGAAUUGUUAGCGCUCAAAAUCAAAAAUGUUCACUUCUGGUCCUCUUUUGUUUGUUUCGUUUCUUUAACUGGUGCUAAAUAGAAAAAUAAACCAUGUCUCCGUACUAUAAGUUAUGAAAUGCUACCUGUUUUGAAUGUCUAUGAAUUUUUUGUCUCAUAUGUUUUUAUUCAAACUGAUUGUCAAAAAAUAAUGUUUAUAUUUACUUGUUUUCACAAGUUAUGGGUGACCUUUUAACGGGUAAAUUAAGAUAUGUGUGUUUGUACUAAAAACUGUGUGCCUGUCCUGUGAAAGUCAAUUCUAAUCCUAUAAUCCAGCAUACAUGUAUAAUAUAAAAAGGAGAGUUUAGUUUGGGUGCCAACUGAAGGAACUAUGGUUCAUUUUAAUUUGCAGCAAAGUUUGAUGAUGGUCUUAUGUAUGUAAUUGUUAGAGUUUGAGUAGUGAAAUUUGUACAGAAAAACUCCCAAUUUAGAAAAUUGCUGUAGUUCAAUCGAAAAUUCAUGGAAGACAAACUAAAAUUGAUAUUCGAAACAUCUUGAACGAUUUGUCCCCCUUCUUUCAACUACAGAGUAUCAACUUCUUAUCAAGCCUGAAUUUUAAGCUAUGCAAAGGACACAAUGGGCAGAUAGUUCACAACUUUGUUCAAGUUAACAAAGUGAUAAAGGACAUCUUUUUCACUUUAUAAAUAUUUAUGAUGUGAUCAUAUAUUUAAAAAACACACACUUAAACAUUGUCCAAAAACCUUGUCAGGAAUAUUUCAGAAUAUAAGUAUAUCCGUGAAACUUCCAGUGCAGUAAUGAUUUGAAAGUUAACAACGGUGAUGUUAACAGCAUUGUUAACUCUAACAAAGUUCUGGCCCAAUGAAUGUAGUUUAUUCAUUCUGCAUUUUUUAAUGAACCAUAUUAACCCUGUAGUUAGUGCCUCAACUAAAUAUACUUGUGCUAAUUGUAUCGUUCAAAGCAAAAAUUACAGUGUUAACAAAAUUCAAAAACAUCAUCAUUUACUUUUUCAGUCCAAAGAAAAUUCCUGACCUAUGUACAACGCUUUGCAUUAUUUUCUGGACUUCAUUUUUGACAACCAAUUGAAAUUAUAAAUCAGUUGAGAUUUUUGCAUGCUGUAACAAAGCCCAUUUUGAUUUGUGUGUUACCAAGCCUAAACCCAAAGCCCCAAAAAAUACCAAUUCUUUUUUCCUUGAUCAAGCUUUACUGUUUUGUUUUUAUGUCAUUUUUAUGUUAUCAUUUUCCAUCUUAUACAUUCUUUUAGGUCUUUCAUUUUUACCCUGUUUUUGAUUUUUCCUGGUUGUAACAUUGUUUUAUUUUGUAAAUAUUUUUUGCUUGUUUACAAUUUAUUUGUUUGCAUUUAUUUGGCCUUGUCUGGCAUCAUUUGAAUUUUUAGUGAUCCAAUCUUAUCUUGUCUGUAUUUCGAAAUAGAAAAAAGUCGAGGUCAUGUCUUAGCCUUGGUGUCCGAGUUGUCGUUGUGAAAAUAUGUUAACCUUGGCUAUAACUCGCAAACUAUUCUGAUGAAACUUGGUACACAUGUUGCCAGAGACAAUAUGCACAUUUUUAGCAAGGGACAUAACUCCGGCUUUAAUAAUUAUUGAGUUAUGCAUCUUGUUUGGUUAAAAAAAACACCAAUGACAGACGCGAGUUGGCAUUCGCUCUUCAAGAGAUGGCGUUUGCUCUAAAUGAGUUAACAUUCACAACACAAGUUGGCGUUUUCAUGUUAUGAUGUAACAUUUCAAAGAUAUGGAAACAGACAAAUAGCAGCUCAGGACUGUAGGCAACAUGAACAUAAAAAACAUAAUUGUUUAAAGUUUUAAAUGUAUUGUACAAGUUUUUACAACACAUGUCUGUUAUCUUAAGAAUUUACUUAUCAUUCAAAGUGCCAUGAUUAAAUACUCUUUCGUGUUUUCUGUGUGUACAAGAUCUGAGCAUUUGCAAUUUUUCUUCGCAUAUUUCAUUUUAUAAGUUAGUGAAUUUUACUCAUAUUUCUCUUCUGAUACUAAACAUGUAACCCCCCUUAAAAACCAUUUCGAGGACUAAGCGCAAUACUGUUAUAAGGCAUUCUUUUCCUAUAUUGAGUUAGAACCAUCUUGUGCUAAGCCUGCGAUUUCUUUUAAGGAAUAAACUAUUGUUAUUGUAUUUAGUGUUUUACAUUUUUCCCUGUUAAACUUAUAAAACAAAAGCAUGGGUGCUCAUUUAGUCAAAUUAUAUUGAAUGAUUUUACGCGUUUGAUUGUUUUUAUCAUAAACCAUACAAUUUGCAAUCAUAUGUUUAGAAUUAUUAUUAUUACAGUUGUGUAUGAAAUUUUGUUAAUAUUAAUAUUGUUUAUGCAUGAAUUUUUGGUCCUUGUAAUAAUUUUCUGUCCAUUUUAACCAAAGACUUGCACCUCCAUCUUUGUGAUGUGUUUAUUUCCAAUACUUAUGCUUGUAGUAUCAUUUAUUUUGUAUGUAAUUAAUUAAUAGUAUGCUUUAGAAGCUAUUUACACCAUUUUUCUUCUGAUAUACACAUUAAAAUAUAACAUUAUACAUUAAAUAUAUACUUUCGACUGCCAUGCAAUUGUUGGCGAAACAGCUAUUCAAACUUUCAUUUAUUAAAAAAAUCAAUUUGUUGGUACGAAUCGCAUAGUAUCAUUUAAAAGACAUGUUUUUUUUUAAAUUCAAACAAUAACAAUUCACAGCUUUUGGAGAGAGAAAAAAUGAGGUAAAUUUAUUUAAGAAACAAGACUAGAAAUGUCCUAAAAUUUGGCCAGUAUAUACAUUUAAAUUCAAGAUCUGAAACACAGCUUACAUGUCGAGGGAAAUACCUUUAACCAUUUCACAAACCACUCUGGCUGUUCUCUGUAUUUGCUUAUUAGAACUGCAUUGCAUUUGUGAUAACAUUUGAUUUCAAUUCUUUUUAAUGACCUAACCAUUAGCAAUCAACUAAGUUCUGCAUAGAUUGUUCAUUAACUGGCUUAUUAAAUUGCUGACCAUGCUUUCAAUUAUUUUGAGAGAUUUGAAGCGAAAUCAUUUGUAGUACAAGCAGGAUUGUCUAAAAUUUUGCACAGACGUCACAAAAAGACGUCAUUAUACAUUUUCAUGUUUAAUAAAAGGGGUCAGUUUUCUGUACUUGGUCGAUAAAGGUUAAACAUUGUCCUACUUGCACAGUUUAACAAGUAUGUUAAUUCCAAUCAUGUUAUAAGAACAAUCGGAAUUUCUCAAGUUAAUAGUUAAUAGUCAUUGAUCUCUAAUUGGGUGCCGUUAAAUUUAAUUAAACAUGAGUUUUUUAGUCCUUAAUUUUUGAUGGUAUGUCGUCAGUGUGAAGCAUCGAAUCACCUGAUUGUACUGUUCCCAUUCCCACACCGUAAGUGCUACAGCUAUCAAGUUGAUAAGACACGCUUUGUCCUAAAAUCAUGACUAAAUCCUUAUCAUUGUCACGGCUUUGCAAUUUGACCCGUUGCCUUCACAUCUAGAACACCACACUUAAGUUCAGUUUUAUGGUUUUCAUAGCAUAUGUAGGGCAUCAUAUUGUUGACACAUGGUUUUAAGCGAUAUAGUUCUAUUAGUCCGAAAUAAAAAAAAAAACAGUAUUGUUGGUUAAGUCGAUACGCAAAAGCCACACAAAUAAAAUUGGUUUGCCAAAAUGUUGCCAAACCAAAUAAGCUCAUUUAAUAGUAAGCAAUGUAAAAAAGUUGAUAACGCUAUUCGACCAAGGGCGCUGAAAUAGUUGUAAUUGAACAAAUUCAGCCCUUAAAAUAGUGGUGGUUUAAGGUAGUUCCCUUGCCUUGGUCCUUUUGUUAUCAUAUUAGUGGGGCAGGAACCCUCUUCAUCCCAUAUUUGUGUUGUGUUCUGUAUGUCAGAAGUUGUGAACAAUUUAUAUAGUAUAGUAAAAAUCUACUGAUGUUGUA
Messenger RNA from Mya arenaria, 13891 nucleotides. RefSeq lists its product as uncharacterized. Gene Ontology annotation, biological process: base-excision repair. The coding region runs from base 610 to 4944 and encodes 1444 amino acids. The transcript has 5 exons. Gene Ontology annotation, molecular function: oxidized pyrimidine nucleobase lesion DNA N-glycosylase activity; single-strand selective uracil DNA N-glycosylase activity. Lineage: Eukaryota; Metazoa; Mollusca; Bivalvia; Myida; Myidae. The record is from RefSeq and is a predicted model, not a curated record.